UGAAGCCAUGUUGCCCAACUGGGAGCCGAUCCGCGCGUCGGGGUGCAAUGUAGAUGAUCGUGAUCGCAGCCGCGAGGGUCGCCUCGUCGCCAUCGCCGUCGCCGCCGUCGCCGUCAUCUUCGCAUCCACGGCGAUGCCGUCCGUGGCCAUUUUAGAAUAAUCCUAAUUUCCACACCCCGAUACGCGAAGCGCGCACAUAUUCUCUGGCGCGGGCGGCCACAGGCGCCGGCGGCCAGGUCCUGGCGGUGUCGUCCUGGAGCAGGCAUGGCGCCCGUGGAGAUGGGCGAGUACUCUCUCGCCGUGGGGGCCACGUGCGCGUACCUGGUGGUGUGGUACGGCUUCCUGGCCAACCAGCUGUUCAUGAAGCCGGUGGCCGCGAGGAGCGCAGAGAGGAGGAAGGUGGAGCUCUCGCGGUUCGACUACAGGUGCCCCGAGUGGGAGAUGGCAGACAGGACGGUGGCCAAUGCUAUGGAGCAGAUGGUCGCCUUCCUCCUGCUGCUGUGGCUGUACGCGGUGUUUGGCAACGCUCGGGUCGCCGGAGUCCUGGGGUUCGUCUACGUGGGCUUUAAUCGGCUGGUUCGGCGGUCCCGAUUCUGUGGUCCUACGGGGGAAAGUUCACGCUGCUCGUGACACUCUCGACGUAGCCUAGCUACAUGGUAAUCGGGUGGUACCUCGUUGCCCUGUCGUACACGGCAUGCACGGGACAGCAGCUGGAACCCACACAGACGUGGAUGUGGCCGUUGUUCAUCCUCUUGGCGUGGGUGGCGAUGAUGGUGGUGGCUUGGGUUGCUCUUGGUGGGGUGUUGACACAAGUUUGCAAGGUCAUGUUCAAGCUCAGCGGAGCAUCGUCGGAUCUUUUCGAUGUCCAAUCCGAGUUAUUGCCUGCAGGCGGCGAGUCCGACAUUCACUGAAAGUCGCGUGCUCCGCACCGCUGCUGUGAAUAUGUUUGAAGUCUCCAGCACAAUAGUAUCCUCGUCUGCAAACUCCUCGACCCCUGUUUUACGGGCCACUAGUGUUCUCACCCGCCCCCCCCUCUUCGUGGUCGUUCUCCUCCUCCCUCUCUGGUUUCACGCUUUCCCAGGUGUGCGCUGCAAGUGACACGCGGAGGGUGUGCAAUCUUGGGGUUGCAUUGCCGUGAGAGAAAAGUGUUCUACUGGCACUGCCAGUGCAAAUCCAUUUGCCGCUCGCACCCCAUGACGUGCAGUCCUUCGCCAGAGACCAACUCGUUGCAACAUGUACAUGCCGGUCGUUGAAAGUAGGUAUUUCUGGAUGCCCAGAUCCCAAUCUACUUCAAGCGCCUUCCUACUUAAAUCAUCGAUUCUAUAGGCUUACAACACAUCCGCCGACCCCUUUUUUUUCCUGUCGCAUUUCGCGUCCGAGCAAACCGUAUCCGGUGGAAAAUGACAGAGCGUGACAGAACCGAACAUAACAUAGCAGGCUUUUCUUAAUAGACGGCUAGCUGUAUGCUGCUCAGCGUAGAGCUCAAAGGAUCCGUCUAAGCUGUUUCUGAGCGAGUAGGACGAUAGGGCAAAGUCAGUAUCCGCGCAGGGAGGGGAGGCAACAGGAUAAGAGGAGUUCAGGGAAUGCAGCAAUUCUGGCACGACUCUUGAGCAGCUCUGGCGCAGAGGUGGCAGUGUCACAGCGACAGCCGCUGACGCGACAGAGGACGAUCGAAAUUUAACGUGUUUCGCUUACCUAUGUACAUAGGCAGCGACUCAGAGGACCCCUGGCGCAAGGCGGUGAAAGUUCGCGGGCGAGAACGUGUCCAGCGAUAGCUGCCGAUGCGACAAAGGCCGAGUUUUUUUACUCUCCAGGGGCUGCCAUCUAGAUGCGCUGUGUUCUACAAAAGUGGCCGUCCUUACGUCCAGAGCCCUGCGGCACUUCGUUCGCCCUCGCAUCUUCUCCGUUCUCCUCCUUUGCUUUCUGUCUCUCGUCAUCAGCAGGGGCGGGGGUCAGUCGCAGCAGCAGGGGCUCCGCCGUAUGCCUUGUUGUUAGCGGUGAUAUAAGUAAAUAACGAAGCGUGCAAGUGAUAGGCUGGCGGCACUCACUAUGUUGGUGCGGCAGCGGGUGGCGGGAAGGUGAUCACGCCAGCGAGUGAGGGCUUGCGCCACCCAGUAGUCUGCUGCCUGGAAUUCCCGCAAUUUUUAUGAGGGGCGUGGUCAAUAUAAUGUCCUCUCAGUUUAGUGCACCUUUGGCUUCGUGGGUUUGGGCGCGGUUCGCGUACCCAAGCCGGCGAGGCACAGGCAGACUCGUUGGAGCACUAGAUUCGAACGGUAUCUUGCACAUGCUCCCCCCCUCCGAGCGGUAUCUCCUUUUCCGCCGCCGUUUGGCUCGGUGGUACGGAAUGCGGCCGCCUUCUGUCCCCGUUUGAUUCGCGAGUUAGAUCACCCGUUGGGUUCUUGUUCGAUA
This is a messenger RNA of Prorocentrum cordatum, 2409 nucleotides long. The record is from the annotation of a GenBank genome assembly. NCBI's taxonomy places the organism in Eukaryota, Dinophyceae, Prorocentrales, Prorocentraceae.